Gigantopelta aegis is the source of this 1437-nucleotide messenger RNA. RefSeq names its product scavenger receptor class F member 1-like. The record is from RefSeq and is a predicted model, not a curated record. The coding region runs from base 5 to 1213 and encodes 402 amino acids. Lineage: Eukaryota; Metazoa; Mollusca; Gastropoda; Neomphalida; Peltospiridae. The transcript is spliced from 8 exons.
GGACAUGACAUUAUCAAUCCUGUGUGCUGCUUUUUUGAUAGCCAUCAUGCCUGAUCUAGGCGGGUGUGCAUUUCACAUUGACUGCGUGGACCCCGCGAUAAUUGGGAGGCAAUCACAAAUGACGUGUCGCGGACGUUUUGGAACAGGAGUACACUGGUAUCGACCAGAUGGUAAACUAGUAAGAGAGUGCAACAAGAUCAAACAACGUUGUCCAAGAGUUGAUGGAUACAGCGGUCGUCCUCACGUAGGUGGUGAUUUAACAAGAGACACUUUGUUACUACAUUCCUUCGAUCAAAAGGUUGAUGGUGGUAACUGGACGUGCAGAGAUGGACGUGAUAGCAGAUCAUUUGCUACAUGUUGGCUAGGCCCUACAAAGGACAAGGAUACAUUGCACAUUGACUGCUUGGGCGUCACGGCAAUUGGGAUUCCGACAUCAAUAACGUGCCACGGAGGUUUUAGAUUAGGAGUACACUGGUAUCGACCAGAUGGUAAAAUAGUAAGAUCGUGUGACACGACCAAACUAAAUUGUUCAAAUGUUGGCCGAUACCACGGUAGACCUUCCUAUGGUGGUGGUAUAGCAAGCGACACUUUGAUACUAGAGUACUUCGAUCCAAAAGUUGAUGGUGGUGGCUGGACGUGCAGAGAUGGGCGUAAUGGCACACUAAGUGUUACAUGUCGGAAGACCGAUACAGCAGAAAAUCCAUGUGUAGAGGGCUUUUGGGGUCAGUCUUGCUCUAACAAAUGUGGUAACUGUAAAGGAUCUAAAUGUGAGAAAGAUACUGGAAAAUGUACGUGCAAGUCAGGAUGGGCUCCGCCAAAAUGUACAGCAUCUGAUUCUACAGCUGGUCUAACCACUACAGAAACCACGACAGACGGGAAACCGCCGACUUUCUGGAUUAUAAUUGCGAUAGUGGUUUUCUGCGUUCUGAGUCUGAUUGUAGCACUAUGUGUAUAUCUGGCACUGAGGCGAAAAAAACAGAAAAACGAAGAAAAUCCAGAGACGCCAUCCAAGAUAAUGGAAGACGAGCAACAAAAAACAAAAAAGAACAAAGAAUACCACACAAACAAACGCUACCAAAAACACCAACCACAUCAACACAAAGAACAUCAAACACACAAACAACACCAACAACACAACAAACAUCAAGAACGCAAAUAUCACCAACAACACAAAGAAUAUCAAGGACAGAAAGAUCAUCAAGACUACAAAUAACACCAACAAUACACAUAACAACAAGAACACAAAGAACCUCAAGAACACAAAGAUCAUCAAGAACACAAAAAAACCCACAAAGAACAUCAAGAACGCAAAGAACGUCAAGAACACAACGAACAUCAAGGACACAAAGAACACCAACAACACACAGAACAGAAACACCACAAAGAACCUCAAGAACACAAAGAUCAUCAAGAGCACAAAGAACACAAAGAACCUCA